UCGGCCGGUCGCGCGAUCGUCUUCUGUUCGCGGCUGGCGGCUCGCGUGCCCGCAUGCGGAGGCGGUUGCGCGGAGGGGAAGCGUGUUCUUUUUUUUUUAAAUAUUAUUGUCGGCGGUUACGGAAGAGGAGCGAGGAACUCCGCGACCGUUGGCGCGCGGAUCCCCCCCGCCCCCCCCCCCCGUCACCCUGUCGCAUUCCGGUUCUCGCGACGGACUCCCGGCAUGUGGACGACGGCGCUCAUGCUGCUGGUGCUGACGGCGGCUGUGGCGCGCGCCCAGACGGCCGACGGCUGCCCUGGGGACGGCUUCUCGCCGGUCGCCGAUGGGCUGUGCCUGCUGGUGACGCCGCCCCUGGGCCGCGAUGAGGCGGCACGCCGCUGCUACCUGGCGGCGGACCGCCACGUGGCCACGGCGUGGCAACUGCGCACCGACAACAGCACCUUGUUCCGGCUGGUGCGCGAGGCCUUGCUCCGGGCAGGGGCGCGGCGUGUGUGGCUGGAGGCGCGGCUCGCCUACCCGGGCGGCAUGUUCCUGCACGGCUUCCCGGGCAACUCUCUGUACAACAGCCCCGUGUGGGGGCUGGACCUGCCGCCCGACCGCCCCCAGGGCGAGUGCCUGGCCUGGGACGUGGACCCCAUGAGGCACCUCGCGCGCGACUGCGCCGACGCCCUGCCCGCGGCGUGCCUGGCGCGGCUGUCGACCCCGCGGCUGGAGAUGGCGGGCUGCCCCCAGGGGUUCAGGCUGGCGGCGCGCUCCCGGGCCUGCCUGGCGCACACCGUGGUCGAGCAGGGCGGCCUGGCCUGGCGCGAGGCGGUAGACCGCUGCGCCGAGACGGCACCCGGGGCGAGCCUGGUGCAGCGCGGGUUCCCGGCGCUCCACGGCGAGUCCUUGGCGCGCUCCUUCUACAGCUGCCCGCUGGGGGCGCGCCUGCUGGGCGGCACUCCCGUGUGGACCGACGCCGAGGGUCAGCCCGACGCCAGCGAGCCGGUGGAGCAACAAUAUCUGAAGAAACUGCUGGGUGGGAGCGACGAGGCGGACGCUGACUUGGUGGGCCAGGUGUACCUGUACAACACUAUCCGCUACCUGGUGAAGCCAUUCGGCCCCCAGUGGCGGCUCGUCGAUGCCAACACCACGUUCAACUGCCUGGCCUGCGAGGCACCGCUGCCCCCUCCCAAGAAGCCGGUGAUAACCCUGCGCUUGGCGGUGGACGAGGCCAGGAUCAUAGCGCAGGUGGAGAACCCAGAGUACCUGAUAAGGACCACUUCCUGGUCAUGGUCUGGGGACAACUCAUCCGUCCGCCUCGUUCCCAAGUUGCGCUGCUUCACGGACGCUCUCACGUUCUAUCCCGUGGAGGUGUACCAUUCGAGCGUCGAACCUCACCAAGUCGUCCUCUCGCCCGUCGGUGACGGGGUCUACUGGUGCAUCGGCUACGAUGUCUUCACCACCGAACCGAUUUUCUCCGACAAGCUCCUCGUCAGAUCCUUCCAGGAGGGGCUGAAGACCUUCGCCGUCCAGCUGAGGGUCUCCGAACCCAAGACGCUUGUCUGUGAGAAGUUCCAUCUCCUGAGGGAGUUCAUUAGGAUCAAGCAACACAUCCAAGGAGUCUUCGAGGGCUCGGGGAACCUCUCCGAUCCAACACCGGGUGACAGCGCCAAGACUCUGCCCGACGGACUCGGGCCGAGGUACCGUUUCGUGUACCCGUACGUGCACGCCGGCGACACCCUCGCGGUCACGCUGUUCGACGACCGCGCCCAAGGACGCAUCAGGAGGAUCGGCUGGGACUGCACUACCAUGCUGCUGCACGUCAAGGCCCCGCGAGACAGCCACGUCGCCCCCAGCAUAGCUGUGGAUGGCUUCUACUACUCCGUCACUUCGGCCAGAAGCGUGGACUCCUGCGACGAGAACAUCACUGACUAUAAGUGGCCAGAGACGAUAGCAGGUGAAACUGCUGUUCUAAUGAUUCCAAAUGGUGCCGUGAAGAGAACCUGUGAAAUAGAUUUUGAUACUGGGGCCUUUUGGGGAAAAGAAAUUUUUGCACCUUUGCCACAGUCAGAAGAUUCUACAACUAUUAUCAGUGAACCUUCUAAUAUAGUUUCAACAUCAACAUAUAACAGUUCCUCCACAGAUAACACAAUAAUGAUGUUCAGCACUGCAUCUCCAAGCACAGCAGUUUCUAAAGGACCAACACCAGCCUCCCAGUCAAAAUUCGAAGAAGUUCGGAAGUCAGUUGAAGCUGCAGAUGACCUCCACAAGCUUUCAAAAGCGGAGCUGAACACGACAGGUCUUUACAAGGCUGUGAAUAUAAUAAACGACAUCCUGGAAGGUAACAUGGACGAUAUGAUAGAUAGAAGCAGCAGACCAACGACAAUGUUGCACGAUGUGAAGACAAUCCUGAGCAAUGUGCUACUUGAAGGAGACGAAUUCAAGGUCGUACAGCCCAAGAUAGCUGUGUUUGUCGCGGACAUCCAGAAAAAUGAAAUGGACCCCAUUAGAAGUAUGAUCCUGACUGGCAGAGACACAGACGCUGAAGGUUCUUUGAAUGGUUCAAUAGAAACUGGACUAGGUGAAGGUGCAAGUAGUGACAUUAGCCAGAGAAAAGAUAUUGAUGUAGCAGUCUUAUUACCUGAUUUCGAAAAAGAUGCCAGGAUAUCAGUGGCAAUUUACAGCGACAGCAGAGCAUUCCGCAUGCGAGACUUGGCCAGCGUGCAGAACGUUUCGGUAAACAGCCACAUCGUCAGCAUAGACAUUAACUCGGAGGAAAAUGGCACGAUCAUCGACGAGGAAAACGCAAUACACAUUUAUUUCAGACCUUUCGAGAACCACAGUGAAGGAGAAAUCAAGCAGUGCGUGUUUUGGGAAUUCAAGCAAGGCUACGAAGGACGCUGGUCUUCCGACGGUUGCAAGCUGGUCAACUCUUCGGGAGGCCUCGACGUCUGUCGGUGCCACCAUCUCACCCACUUCGCCGAGAUCAUCACGAGUGGGGGACCACCAAUCAGCAAAGGUCACCAGCUGUCGCUCGAAGUCAUCUCCAUGGUGGGCUGCUCCCUGUCUCUCGCCGGAGUGGUAGGGAUUGUGGCGACGGCGGUUAUUUUCCCGGCGUGGAGGCGUCAGCUGGGCAAUAAGCUGCUCCUCUGUCUGUCCGGCUCCGUAGCGCUCAACAUGAUCAUGUUCCUGCUGAUAGCUAUAGGGAGCGCCAAGGAAGGAGUCUGGUGCAUCGUGGCCGGUGUGGGACUGCACUACUCGUUGCUAGCGUCGUUCUGCUGGAUGCUGGUGUCUGCGUGGUUGCAAUAUCGACGCCUCGUGGAGGUUCUUGUGACCCAGCACGUGUCCCACCUCAUUCUGAAAGUGUCAGUGUUUUCCUGGGGCUUUCCUUCAGUCAUCAUCAUAAUUUUGCUAUCCAUCGAUCCAAACAUAUACACGACCACUUCGGACUCGGGGACGGAGCGUGGUUUUUGCUUCCCGACCGGCCACUUCUUCUACUGGGGCGUCCUGGCGCCGGUCGUCCUCGUCGUCGUGGUCAACAUCUUCAUAUUCUUCGCGAUCCUGAAGAGCAUCUACAACUGCUGCUCGACGGGGACGGUGGAGAAGCGCGGGUUCUCCAAGCGGCACCUCAACAACCGGCGCCUGCUGACGGGGGUGCUGCUCUUCUUCCUGCUGGGCCUGACCUGGGUGUUCGGGUUCCUGGCGCGCGUCAGCAUAGUGUUCACCUACCUGUUCUGCGUGACCGCCACGAUGCAGGGCAUGGUGCUGUUCCUGUUCUUCAUCGCCGGCGAGAAGAAGCUGCGCGAGAAGUGGUUCCCGAGGGAGAGCUCCGCGACGUACUCCUCCUCCACCAGGUCCCGGAGGCAGACCCUCGUCGCCAACAGCACCACGGGCACCUACGCCACCUCCUCGUCGACGACGGACGAGACGACGCCCUUGAAGGGCAGCAUCCCCCUCAGCCAAAUGACGAAGAUUACAGAGUGGUGACGACGAUUUUCUGUUCCUCGACAGAUCAUUGACUACUGCCCCGUAAUCGUGCUAGUAUGUUUAAAACAAAAUAUUUAUUUUUCUAGUCACAUCAUGCUUUUUUGUGGAACUUAUGGCAGCAUUAAGUUAUUAGACAAACGAUCAUAGUUUUAUAUAUUUUUUACAAUUAUUUUAUAUUAAACAUUUUUGAAAGACAACCCCUCAGUCGGAGUGUACGAGUUUGGAAUUAUUGUCACCAAUCCAUUAUUCGUUUAAAUAAUGUAUAUGUAAAAUUUGUUAUUUAUUAGUGUGCAGCUAUUUUAUUUAUGAACUGCAGUGUUUAGUUUUUAUGUUUUAUAAAUUGCAGCUAUUUAUAAGAACUGCAGCUUUUUUUAGUAGCAAGUAUACUAGUGAUAGUUAUUUUAACAAGAGUGGCAAAUGUGCAUAACUGUAUUUUAUAUGUUUUAAGUAACAUUUGACUAGACUCAAAAUAAGUCAAAUUCCUCUUCAAAAAUGUACCCUUUUCACACUGUUCUUAUAAAAUGAAACAAAUUUGAGGAGCCAAAUAUUAUUCCAAGUUUACACAGCCGAAAAUUGAUUAUUCAAGUUUAGAUAGCUAGGUACUUGUUUUUACGAAAGAGUAAAUUUAAUCAUAUUACUUUAACGUAUUUUCGUAUUCAAAUCAUGUGGAGUUCGUGCUAUUGUAAUGACCAAUAUUUAUAAAUUUUUGGGUGUAAGAUUUCUCAAGAUGGCACAAAAAUUUAUAUACCCUAAAUUUAUUUAUACAAUAACAUUCAAUAUGUAGGGACCUAGGCUUAUUUAAUUAUUUUACAGACAACAGAUUUAUAUAAAAAAUUUAAUUGUACUGUUUUGCUCAACUUCUUUGUGAUAGAUUUUUAAAAAAUAUAUAUUUUGACUUAGAAUUAUUUAGAUUUUCAUUUUCACCUACCAGAAAUGACUCGCACAUCUUUCUGUUUUGGUGCUGUAUGCCUACCUAAGUACCACCAAUCGAUGAAUAGAAGUUUGCCUUUUUGCCAGGUGUCACAACAAAAUUUAAUUUAACGACAGUGUUUCAUGGACUUUUUUUCGAUGCUAUCUAAUGGGCCUAUGAGUGUUAUAUUAGUCUUACACACAAGGACGAUUUUAGCAUUUUUUCGUCUAAACAUGUAAUUGGAUUUAUUUUUACACCUACUUUUCAAUCGUGUGAUUUAUGAACGAAAAAAAAUUAACAUAGUAAUUUUUUUUAUAUAAAAUUAUUAUUUGAUUGUAUUUUAAGGUUUAAUGGUAAAGUAAAAUCAACACAAACAUCUACAUAAAUCUUUUUAAAAUGUUUUAAAUAAAUUUAGUUUUAUUUCAGUGCGUUUGGGAAGAAAUGAGUGACAAGAAAGAUUUUGGGAGGUUCGGCACUAUCUAGUAUCGGCACAUAUUUUUGGUGAUAUUUCUCUUACGGUUUGUUAGUCCGAUGCCUGAUGUGUCAAUGUGUUUCGCAUGAGCCUUAAUCCGGUUGUUCUUAUGCUGAAUGGUUGUGGUUGCUCUGCGGAUAACUCAUUUAUUCAGCAGAGUAAUGGUAGGGAAACUCAAAAGCUGUUCGCAUCAAACCACACUUAGUAGCCUGUAGGUAUGAAUAAACCAUAAAUAUGUAGUUAAUACAGAUGAGAGGGGAAUAAAGUACUGUCAAGCAAUACAGAUUUAGAUUAAUGUUUUAUUAUUAUCAUAAUUUGUUUUUGUUUUUUUGCAAAAAAAGUGUAUUUUCCCAAAUUGUUUUACCUAAGCUUGUAGUCUUAGAGUGAAUAUAUUUUUAUUAAAAUUAACAAGGUGCGAGAAAGUAAAUCAUGACGAAAAAUGCACGUAUUUGUUUACUUCUCUAAAUUCUUUUUGUUUUAAUGUUAAAAUUCAAAAUGUCGGAAGUAACCCGUUACUUUUGCAUUCAAAGUACAGUAUGAAUGCAAACUCAAGUCGUGGUCUCUGCAAUUUUGCUUUUUAACUAUUUCAACUUAUUCAGCCUAGCAAGACUUAGGCUUUACUUGAAGCUCAAGCAGUCAAACAAACAUAAGUUAAAAUGAGAUCUCUUGGAACUAAAGGUAGUUGCAAUGAGAAUUAACGUUCUCACCCCUCUACAUUUAAUAUUGGGUUGUGUGAGUGACUGAAUUUGUUUUGUAAUUUUUUUUAUUGGUAGUUUUGUGUCUGAAAUAAUGUGAAUGAAGUUAGGUGUCACGAAAAAUUACUUACUAAAGUUAAUAAUUUACUGUUUUAAAGUGUUAUUUACAUAAUUGAUAACUUACUGUGCCAGUGUUUUAUAAAAUACUAGCUGCCCGACCCGGCUUCGCACGGCUAUACUAAUGGAAAAGAAUUAAGCCACAUCUCCCAUUUACAGUAAUGGUAAAUAAAAACAAUUCAGUGAAAAUGUAUUACAGUGCUGUAUAAUGUACCGGAGAGAAAAUGAAUAGCACCGAUGGUUUCCCGACUCGUGCACGCAACGUACAACUGAUGUACCCGUAUUUCGCUACGGCAGUCUACAGGCAGAUCACUCUUACGCCGCUCAUUAUACAUGCCCCUCCUUGUCGGUACGCCACUGCCGCGCGAUGCCCGUUGCCAUGGAUACGCAGAAGGCAUGAACAAUGCAAAAUUCUGUUCUCAUGCAGACAAAGUACCCACUGUUGCCUGGUUUUAACCACCCAUGGGAUCUAAUUUUCGGAAAAUGUCAUCCUGCGUAACAUAAGGAACAUUACUGUGAAGUUUCAAGUCUGUAAAAUAUAUAUACUUGAAAAAAAAGGGCAAUUUUUGAUAUUUAAAGUACUUGCAAAAUUUCAACGGUGAUGAGGACUGCACUAACAAUGAAAUAGCCGUUGCCAUAGAGACGAAUGAAGCAUCAACAAAGCAACAGCCGUUGCCAUGGUGAUUUCCUACCAAAAACUGGAAAUAAAAAAAAAUUUAGGGGUGGACUACCCCUAACAUUUAGGGGGAUGAAAAAUAGAUGUUGGCCGAUUCUCAUAGAUACCGGAUAAGCACAAAAAAUUUCAUCAAAAUCGGUCAAGCCGUUUCGGAGGAGUAUGGCAACGAAAACUGUGACACGAGAAUUUUAUAUAUUAGAUAAAAUGUUGGCAGCAUGUUAUGCAUCAUUAAGCCCAUAAGUUUUAUUGUUUGAACUGAGUUGCAAGUUUAUACGAAACUAAUGUGUACAUGUAUUUGUAAUAUUGUAAACUGUAAUACAUAAUGUAAAUUGUAAACACGGACUUCAUUUGACAGAGGAAUAGUGCUUUCAAAGGCGCUAUGCGUAUUACACAUACAAAAUUUAACAGGUAAACAUGGUCAAAACUGUAUUUUUCAAACUCAUACAAUAAAAAAAAAAAUCCCUAAUAGCGGAGGUAGAUUCCAAAGAACCUAUAUCUUCUGGAACCUUCUGGAAACUUCAUUCAAAUUGUAGAACAUUUUGAGAUUAGUAUACAUGACAUUUUAUAUGUUCUCCAAUAUUCCAAAAUGAUCGAUUAAACAUGUUCUCAUAUUUUAGGCAGCGAAAAUGGUGAGAAUGUUUUUAAUUCAAUGCACCCAUCAUUGAAUAACUUAGAACGAAUUUCAUACAAUGCCUACUAAAGUGUUAAGAAUUUUGUUUUACCUUCAAGCACUAUGUUUCAUCACUUAAACAAAUAAACAGUAAAAAAAAAAAUGUUUUGAACCAAGGUUUGAGGUAAUGUUUAGAAAAUUUUACAGCUUUGAAACCUAAGUUUCAACCUGUUUGAUAUUGUACUUGGUAAGGAAAUUUGGAAUAUUUUAAAUUCAAACCAUGAUUUUUUUUUUUAAAUUCUUGCCGUAAUAUUUCGUUCUCAUAAAAAAAAAGGUUUUAGCCAAAGGUUUUUGAAUUUUAACAAUAAAUUAUUUUUGAUAAAAUACCAACUGAGGAGUUAUGAUUUUUUGGGUCCUUCAACCCUUGUUAUUUACACCCAUUGCAGUAAUGUUUAGUUAAAAUUUGUUUUUGAUAAUAAGUUAUUUAGAAUGUUCAUAAUAAAUAAGAAUGAAUUCGAUAGAGUACAUGAGUAGUAUAUACAUGAUGCUCCUGCGGCUGGUACCUGGUGCCGUCCGCCAUCUUGUAAUGUGAAGUCUCGACCGACAUAUUUGAUUGCCGUGACCUUUGACCUUGACCUUCAAAAUUUGCCAAACCUUUGCCCAAAAUGACUCAACAUGUUUACUGCAUGUAACAAA
Bacillus rossius redtenbacheri is the source of this 8145-nucleotide messenger RNA. RefSeq lists its product as uncharacterized. Gene Ontology annotation, molecular function: G protein-coupled receptor activity. Gene Ontology annotation, biological process: cell surface receptor signaling pathway; adenylate cyclase-activating G protein-coupled receptor signaling pathway. Lineage: Eukaryota; Metazoa; Arthropoda; Insecta; Phasmatodea; Bacillidae. The transcript has 5 exons. The record is from RefSeq and is a predicted model, not a curated record. Gene Ontology annotation, cellular component: plasma membrane. The coding region runs from base 223 to 3969 and encodes 1248 amino acids.